GUACCCACGGCAUUAAGGUUGGCAACUGUAUGGCCUUCGACAAAAAGAAUCUCAGUCUUCCCUUGAUUGAUGAGAGAGGAUGUCCUUUGGAUGGAGAAAUUAUUUCACGUUUUGUACCCAGCCCAGAUGGUAACUACGCCGAAGCUACACUUAGAUCUAUGUUCAAAUUUCCUGAAGGUUCCGAAGUCCAUUUACAAUGUGAUGUAAUUCAAUGCUAUGGCCCCUGUGUUGAAGAUGAAGAUUGCAGUCAAAUUGCGGUGGCUGGAGUGGGAGGUGCCGGCGGCACCAAAGGUGGUAAUCGUAAAGUACAUCCCAAUGAAGAGGGUUCAAGUAUUGCUGGGACCACAGUAUUUGUUUUAGAUCCUGCAAAGGCGCCCUACACAACUGUCGACUGUGAAGAUGGCAUUCGACCCACUUGGCUGCUAUGGUUGGCUAUUACCCUUGGUGUUCUAUUCCUUAUUAUGUUGUUGAUGAACAUAUUCCUAUGCACUGCCAUGAGCUGCAGCUGUGCCAAUACAGAGAUAAUCGAAAAAGAGCCCUCCAUCAUUGAAGAAUACGAUCCCUACAGAAGUUGGCAUGGUAGCCAAUAUGGUUCAAGAUAUUCGCUGCAUGGACGUGAUGCGCACAAAGGUUAUACCAGCGGCGGUUCAACCAUACAUUCCAAUAGGUCAGUGCCUAUGGAAAGUGAUCAUUAUGCCAUUGUACAUCAACGUCCGGGUAAUCGAUUGCCACCUGGUAGUGGUCCAGUGACACGGACACGUGGACCCCUGCACAGCUAG
Molecule: messenger RNA, 779 nt
Organism: Musca vetustissima
Lineage: Eukaryota; Metazoa; Arthropoda; Insecta; Diptera; Muscidae
Exons: 6
Source: RefSeq, a predicted model, not a curated record